AUGGUAGAGGAGGAAGAAUCCUCUUCCAACGAAAAAACACUAAAGAAGAAAGACGUUAGCGAACUCCAGGAACAAGUAGAAGCAAAACUGGAGAGUAAGAGGCAAGCACUUGAGAAAAACCACUUCGACGUUGCGGGAGGUUUUAUCAACUGGGAAUACUCACAAUCAGACACCGAAGAAAUGAAUAAUCAACCCGACGCGGUCGGCGAUUAUCCUGACCAGAACCUUUAG
Messenger RNA from Bacidia gigantensis, 231 nucleotides. RefSeq lists its product as uncharacterized. The record is from RefSeq and is a predicted model, not a curated record. Bases 1 to 231 code for a protein of 76 amino acids. Lineage: Eukaryota; Fungi; Ascomycota; Lecanoromycetes; Lecanorales; Ramalinaceae. The transcript is spliced from 2 exons.